This is a messenger RNA of Spodoptera exigua (beet armyworm), 2873 nucleotides long. The record is from the annotation of a GenBank genome assembly. Lineage: Eukaryota; Metazoa; Arthropoda; Insecta; Lepidoptera; Noctuidae.
GGCAACAACAUUCUUGUCUUGCGCCGCGAGUCUGCGCAGAAAAAUAAAAAAAAAUAUUAGGAAAAGAAAUGGCAGUUACUAGAGAGAAAGAAAAUUGUUCAAGAAAAAUUAAUGGAAAUAUACCCGCAUUAUCUCUCAAUAGUGAUAAUAUGUCGACGUCGACGGACAGUGACGACGUAGCGGAUCCUACAUAUGAAAUUAGGAACAUUCAAAGCAUCAUAAACGUAACCCGUGAAAACAUUGACGCUCUGAAUGCAAAAUUUGCUGGUUUCCAGCAUCCACCGUCAUUGUAUUUGUCUGAAUACCAGGAGCUAACAUCAAAGUUGCAUAAUUUAGAGUUACGAGAACGAACUUUACGUGAAUUGCUACAGUGUGAAUCGCCGGACAGAAGUGAGGAGUACUCUUUACAGGAUGACAGUAAAAAGUUCGAUACUCUUACGCGGCAACCGAAGGUGUUUCUGCGGGCGCACCUGCCCAACCAGCAGCGGACGAGUGUGCAGGUGAAGGAGGGCGUGACGCUGCGGGACGCGCUCUCCAAGGCGCUGAAGCUGCGGAACCUGACUUGUGAGAUGUGUGAAGUGGUGCGGACAGGCAAUGACCUAGUGAUACCGUGGGACAUCGACAUUACUAUGAUCGACGCCGAGGAGGUGACAGUACGGACAUUGGACAAGCUCCCGAUAAUGUCCCACAUAUCGCACCAAUUCACUCGGAAGACAUUCUUCACACUUGCUUUCUGUGAGUGUUGUAGGCGACUACUGUUCAAUGGCUUCUACUGCUCACAGUGCAACUUCAAGUUCCAUCAGCGAUGUGCUGACAAAGUACCCAGUAUCUGUCAUCAGGUGCGUAUGACGGACACGUACUACGCAGCGCUGUUGGCACAGAACCCCGAGACGCAGGCUGGCAUCCUGCACUUCCCUCCUCACUUUGGAUACCACCACAUGAUCUCCAGAUCCGACCAGAGCAAGCACCAGCAUCCACGCUCACUGAACCAGCAGGACAGGUCUAAUUCUGCUCCAAAUGUCUGCAUAAACAUGGUACAGAGACCUAUGACCCUCGCAGAACACCAGAGGAAGCAUAAUCAGGGUAACAACAAUUCGCCGCAGUCCUCGAACUACCUAACUUCAGGCAGACACAAACAGGAUGACAAGGACAAGGCUGGAGACCAGCAGCACAGCCAGAGUACACAGGCAUCUCCGACGGGUACGCUAAGGCCGCGACGUGCGCGGGCGCGCUCUGCGGACGAGUCGUGGAAGAACGCGCUGUCACCGCGAGAGAGCUACGAUGACUGGGUCAUACAUGCCGACGAAAUACUCAUUGGGGCCAGGAUAGGGUCUGGCAGUUUCGGAACGGUGUACAAGGCCCAUUGGCAUGGACCUGUGGCUGUGAAGACUCUCAACGUGAAGACACCCACACCCGCUCAGCUCCAGGCCUUCAAGAAUGAGGUGGCAGUACUCCGCAAGACACGGCACUGCAACAUCCUGCUGUUCAUGGGCUGCGUGUCGAAGCCGUCGCUGGCGAUAGUGACGCAGUGGUGCGAGGGCUCCUCGCUGUACCAGCACCUGCACGUCAUCGAGACUCCCUUCCCGCUGCUCUACCUCAUCGACGUGGCGCGACAGACGGCGCAGGGCAUGGACUACUUGCAUGCUAAGAAUAUUAUACAUAGGGACCUGAAAUCAAACAACAUAUUCUUGAGAGAUGACUGGUCUGUUAAGAUUGGAGAUUUCGGUCUAGCUACGGCCAAGGUGCGGUGGUCUGACACAUCUACAGCGGGCGGUAUCCAGUGGCAGCAGCCAACGGGCUCGAUCCUGUGGAUGGCCCCCGAGGUCAUCCGCAUGGAGGAGCCCGCGCCAUACACCUUCCGCUCCGACGUGUACGCGUACGGGAUCGUACUCUACGAACUUAUGGCUGGGGAACUACCUUACGCGCAUCUCAAUAAUAAAGAUCAGAUUCUCUGGAUGGUCGGGCGAGGUUUCCUGCGACCUGACGCUCGCCGAGUGCGCCAGGACGCACCGCAGGCCUUGAAGCGUCUGUUCGAGGACUGCAUCAAGUUCGACAGAGAGCAGCGUCCUCUCUUUCGUCAAAUUCUGGCCUCGCUAGAGUCCAUGCUGCGCGCCAUGCCUAAGAUCACGCGCAGUGCGUCCGAACCGAACCUCAACAGACAACUGCACGCGUCUGACGACUACCUCAGCUAUAGCUGCGCUUCGCCUAAAACGCCAGUCAACUUCCAGUUCAACACCGAUACCAGUUUCCCGGCGUUUUACGGCAUCCCAGUGCCCAACCAGCGGCACCCGUAGGGGUUGCUGAAGGGCUACGACUAACCUCGCAGCGCUAGCGGCGCAACCUCCAGGGAUGGCGCCGCUUGCGCUGCGUAGCUGCCCCGCGCGCGUACUGUAGUCCCCGAGAGUUGGUUAGCACUAGCCUUGGUCUGUAUCACACUCCACCUAGUCUCAGGCACGCAACUCGCGUUCUCGGUGCAGUGCAUCACAGGCGUGUUCUCAAUCAGGCAUUAGUCAGAUCUUUCGAAGGAAAUAUCUUGACUAGUCUACUGGCGGACUGCAGUGUUAUAGCGGCCUUAGCUAGAAUAUCGAACUGUAUUGAAAACCAAUUCGUGUAUAGUUAAAUUUCAGUGUAAAAUGUGAUAAUGCCGGAGGACAAAUGUGAGACAGUAUUUUAUGUGUGGCUUACGACAUAGUUUCUAUCGGGGAGUUGUGAUGGCUGUCUGGAGAGCGCAAGAUAUGAGCUUCAACCGCGAUGCUGUUCAACAGUUGGUUUAACUUAGUCAAAAAUCAGCUGGGACUUUGAACAAGCCGAUAUAAUUGCGACGCUAUGACCACUGGAUCUGUACUAAAAUCAAUAUUGUUUGUGUGUCGACG